This is a messenger RNA of Haliotis rufescens (red abalone), 20285 nucleotides long. RefSeq names its product probable E3 ubiquitin-protein ligase HERC1. Gene Ontology annotation, molecular function: ubiquitin-protein transferase activity; protein binding. The record is from RefSeq and is a predicted model, not a curated record. NCBI's taxonomy places the organism in Eukaryota, Metazoa, Mollusca, Gastropoda, Lepetellida, Haliotidae. The coding region runs from base 118 to 14457 and encodes 4779 amino acids. The transcript has 78 exons.
AUUUACUGCAGUGCAGACGCUUCAGCAUGACAGCUGACUGAGAUAUGGAAUAAUGUUAAGAUAUAUCCUGUAAUAGUGUCAAGGACGAAUACUACGUGGUUUAUCACAUGCCUGAACAUGUCUGCUACACAGCAAAUCAAAGUAAAGUGGAUUGAACACUUUAACUCCAGUUGGGUGUCAGAGGAUUGUGAAUCUAUAACAACAGAAGAUGGUUUAAGAGAACUUUACAAUAGGUUGGAAUCAAACAAAGAAGUUCAGCCAGUUUCACAACAAGCCAUACACCUAAGGGGACCUACACUUCCUGAUUUUGAGCGAGAUGCAUAUUCUCUGGACGAACAGGAACAUUUGUUGAAUACGCUUCGAUCAAGUCAGCUUUUUUUAGCUGAAGUUGUUUGUAGUAACACGCCAUUUGCACAGAAACUUCAACAGCGACUUGUCAUACUACAGAGAGUAUAUCAUGCAGUUUCCAGUAAAUAUCAUGAUAGACAAGGGCUAAAACCUUGUAAACAAACUGAUUCUGGAGACCAGAACUGCAAUGAAUCCAGAAAUCCAUCACUGAGGUUUGUGACAGGUAAUGAAGCUCUUAUUGAAAUGGGAGUGAAAACUGGUCUUAGCUUGUUAUUUUCACUUUUGAGACAGAACUGGAAUCUAGCAGGGCAGUCUGGUCAGCUUUCAUUUUGUAAUGACGUCCUUCAAACAGCAGUAGACAUUGUAACAUCACUUCCGCCCUUGUCACUAGCAAAUGAGACAAAACUGACUCCUUUAGGUGUUGACUCCCUGAAUCAAGUGACUAAAUUUCUAUGUUCUGCUGCCAGUCCCUCCUCAGGGGCAGAUAACUGUGGUCAGCGACUUGCAUCCGAGUUAAUGCUAUUGUUAGCUGCUCAAAGGGGCUCACUUCGGUAUCUCUUGGAAUGGAUUGAACUGGCUCUUCAGGUGUCAUCUGCAGCUCAAAUUGAGCAGAAGCGAGGGAACCAGGGCAAACAUGGCCUGAUUUCUUGGACAUUCUUUGAAACAACCCUUCAACAGAUGAAGAAUUCAGCUGGAGGUCCAACAAAUUUUGAACGGAAAACAAAGCCUGAUCGAGAUGAAGCAGGCCUCACUGCUAUGUAUGAAGCUGGUCUUUUAUUACUGGAGGAGUUGCAACAACUAGCAGAGGAAUAUGCCAACAGCAGUGCUGGACCUGAUGAAAAUAGGAACAGUCCUGCCAACAAUGUCCUGUCUGGAUCCACCAUCUCUCCCCAGCCAUGUGAUGUGUAUGUGUGGGGCAGCAACAGUAGUCACCAGCUGGCUGAGGGCAGUCAGGAGAAGAUACUCACACCAAAGCAGGCGUCCUCCUUCAGUAACUGUCAGCAGAUUGAAGCUGGACAGUUUUGUACAUUUUUGAUCCACAAUGAUGGGUCAGUGAGUGCUUGUGGGAAAGGAAGCUAUGGCAGGCUCGGACUGGGCGAUUCAAACAACCAGGCCCAGCCCAAGAAACUCAGCUUUGAGCCAAAGAGAAGGAUGAAGAAAAUCUCCUCCUCCAAAGGAUCUGAUGGUCACACACUUGCUCUGUCUGUUGAAGGGGAAGUGUUUAGCUGGGGAGACGGUGAUUAUGGAAAGCUUGGCAAUGGAAACAAUUCUACACAGAAGAGUCCCAAAAUUGUGCAAGGACCGUUGACUGGAAAGGUGGUGAAGUGUGUGUCAGCUGGCUACAGACACAGUGCUGCUGUCACGGAGGAUGGGGAGCUGUAUACAUGGGGGGAGGGAGACUAUGGAAGGCUUGGACACGGAGAUAGUUCUAGCCGGAGUUUGCCACGCCAUGUGAAGGACAUAUCAGGUGUGGGGCAGGUUGCCUGUGGCAGCUCUCACACUAUUGCUGUCUCACAGGAUGGAAAGACUGUCUGGUCAUUUGGAGGAGGAGAUAAUGGCAAACUUGGGCAUGGAGAUAUGAAUCGUCAGUAUAAGCCCAAAGUGAUUGAAGCUUUUAUUGGGAUGUACAUCAGGAAGGUUGCAUGUGGCAGUCAGUCCUCCCUGGCUCUCACCUCUACAGGACAGGUAUAUGCUUGGGGUAGUGGCUCCUGUCUGAGCUGCGGACUGUCGGAGUUCACAGCACUGCGACCUCAUCUGAUCGAGGACCUCCAGAAUAUCAGAGUGGUGGACAUCUGUUCAGGAGACAGUCACUGCUUAGCCCUUGCUCAUGAUAAUGAAGUAUAUGCCUGGGGUAACAAUGCCAUGGGUCAGUGUGGCCAGGGACAUGCACAGAGUCCCAUCACUCGGCCGCGAAAGGUGAUAGGAGUGGAGGGUGUCUCCAUACAGCAGAUAUCUGCAGGCACCUCUCACAGUAUAGCAUGGACAGCACUGCCACUCGACAGACAUGUGAUUGCUUGGCAUCGCCCGUUCUGCAUCGACCUGCAGGAACACACCUUCAUGCUACUGAGAACAUUCCUUGAGAGAUACUGUGAUGGCUUUGACAGUGUAGAACCUCCAGCACCAUUCCCAAGCAAAGAGGAACACCAUCACUUUGUGUUGAUGUGUUUGAAGCUGCUCAGCUCCCACUUGUCACUGGCUCUGGCUGGAGGACUUGGCUCAGACAUAUUGGGGAGGGAGACCCGUCCACUGCGCAAUCUUCUUUUCCGUCUUAUGGACACAAGCACACCGGAUCUUGUACAGGAGGCUGUGUCAGAAACAUUAUCGAUAGGGGCGUCGCUGCUGUUGCCACCUUUAAGGGAGAGGAUGGAGUUGCUACACUCACUGCUGCCCCAGGGGCCAGAUAGCUGGGAGACACUCACUCGGGGACAGAGGAUGCAGCUUGGUAUCAUACUGACAAGCCUCCAAGACAAUCAACAAAUUGCUUCUGUGUUGGGAUUUUCUACUGCCCUGGACACAAAGAAUAUACCUGAGAAAGUUUCUGAGUCUGCCACAUCUGAUCUGCAGUUAGCGGAAGUUCUAAUGAAAACUAUCCUCAGAAACCUAGCUUCUCAUACUGAGAAGACCUUGAAUGAACUAGCUAAGAAUAGUGACAAGAAGAGCAGUGAAGGCAGCCCUGACCGAGCCCCUCCGUCCCACCUACACAGCUUACUAUCCUCCCUUCAGAAGCACCUGCUGGCAUUCUGCUUCAGCAAGGCUGCAGAGGGAAGCCUGAUUGUGCCUGUGGUGAACCUGCUGCACCACCACCUGUCUCUACUCCUGCCUGUGUGUGGGGAGAUCCUGUCUCAGGCCACACAGGCACUGCAGCAGGGACAAGGAAAUCAACACUUCUCCACACAAGUUGAAGAACUGCUGCUGGCCUCGCCUGCUGGUGGGAUGUUGACACAUGUUCUGCACUCACUGCUGGUGCUCCCCAUGGACAUGAUGGUGCCGGUCCUCCAUGAGAUACUCUCUCUGCUACCCUGUCUGGACAAGCUGAGUAAGAUCCUCCCUGGGACACAGAGGCUGGAGGACAUUGAGCUGGAGUUCAACAGAAGUGGGGGUACAUCAGGAGGAGGGAGUGAAAUUCACUGGUGCUGGGUUGUGGACAUGGAGCGGACAUGUGCCCUGGUUGUUGGUCACUGUAUUGGCGGUAUGCUACUGGGAGCACCUGUUUCUCAGUGUGAGACGGAGUCAUCAUACUGGCUGGAGAGCAGACUCUUCAGUAAUGGGCUAGAAAUGUCCCAGUUGGAUCUAGAGAAGAUAUCAAGUGCAAUCCAAGAAAGUGUGUUUGAAUGUAGAACAAACAGUGUCCAGCCUAACUUUGAUCUGAAUUUGGACACAGUUACCUCCCUUCUUCUUGACCUCAGCCUUGGAAAUCAGACAGAGCCUGUGCAGCAUGUGUGGAGCAUGAUGGUGGACUAUGCAGAAUACCAGGAUUUUGAUACCUGUGAACUGAACAAUGAGUCCUUGUUGGAUACAGUCAGUAGGUUCUACCUGGCAGCGCUGCUGAAGCACACGAACCAAGCCAAAGCAGCAUUUGAAUUGGAAAGUCCUUCCAAACACCUGACUGGGCUGUACCAGCUGGUGUACCGACUACGAAGCAAGCUGGUGUCUUUCAAGUUGCCCCGCGGGAGCACCCCUCGGCCUGUGAGGGAGGAGAUCUGGCAGGGGGAGAGGGAUGACGACAAGCCAGAGAGACCAGUAACAGAGGAGAUCAUUGAGUCAAGUCUCACACAGAUUGGGGAGGAGAUCUCAGAACAUUACGAGUCUGACGCAGAGAGAAAUGACAGUGAAGGUCGGUCAGAGGAUGAAGACAGUCAGAGCUGUCGAAGCAAACAGUCCUCCGCACCGAUAACUUAUGAAGAUGUUUGCCUGACAGUGUUACAGAAAUGUGUCUUCCUACUGUUAGGAGUCAGAUCAUUUUCAGAUGAGUCAGACCACUUGACUCAGUCACAACCACAGUCAGUGGCUGCAAGACAGGAGAGUCUAGAGGAAAUAUCAGACAGUGCAUCAGAAAAGAACACCUUGCUGUCUCCUGGGCGUCGAGUGGCUAGAAGAGGAAGCUUUCCAGAGAUUGCUUCCAGUGAGGCUCAGGAGGAGCUAUCCCUGAGAGUAAGGGACCGAGAUGGAACCGCAACACCCAACUUCAACACAGCCAAAAGCAGGAAUGUAGGAUCUCUGCAGAAAGUCAAGGAGACACUGAGGCGUAUGCGAUGGCGGCGGGAGAGAUUGGAGGACUUGAAAUCAUCUGGUCAUCACAUCUCACUGGUCUCUCUACACCGAGACAUCACAGAAGAGAUCGGCAAGUUUGUGUGUGGAGAGGAGCUAGCAUCUUCUGCCAAUAAGCAGGAAACAGAGCCAGCAGCUCUCAGUGUCAGUAUCUCAGUGUUGGGGCAGGCUAUGGACCUACAACAGAACAGAGCUGAGUCUCGGCUGUAUGCCCUGAACCAGGUUGUAGAGUUGCUAUCUACUGGGAAGGAGAAGUACGAGAAUCUGACUUCAGACAGCUCCUCCACCACCACUCUCCUCAACUCAGCUCAUCUACAGCUGCUGGCCGGCUGCUUUGGUCUCCUCGUACUGCCAGCUGAGGGCCUCAACACCAGCACUCAGCUCUACCACUACCAGGAUGGUAUUAAGGUAGCCCGUUCACAGACACAGCAGGAGAUACAGUUGGCUGUUCAUCGGAUCUAUGAAGCUCUUGUAGCAUCUCUCAUAGACACAUACAAGUCAGAGGUUCUAGGGGAGGCCACCAAGAACCAUCUGCUCCUGUCCACUAUUCUUGCCCUGAGUGUCAAGUACAAGCCUGUGGAUGUGUCACUGGCCGUGUCAUGUGGCCUGCUGCCGAUGUUGUUCCAGCUGUGUCAGAACUCUGUGUCCCUCCCCAACACGCUUCCACCACUGCAGCGGUGCCUGGAGGCUACCCACCUGGGAGCCAUUCUGCAGGUGUCGAGCCUCCGCCUGCUACAGAUCAUAGCGGUCACCACAGGUACCUAUGCUGACCGGCUGAGUCUCGGGGUGAUUCAGGCCAUCAUUGAGCUUCUGUGGAAGCACCUGCAGAAGUUGCUGUACAUAGCCUGCCCCGAACUGGACACAGGGGAUGGGUGUGCAGCUGAUAAUGGUGAGAAUGAGGCAACAUCUUCCCAAACUUCUGUUGGCGACUUCCUGGUGUUCCUCAGACGUGUUGCAGUCUCCAAGCCCAUCCAGCAGAGACUGGCAUGCACCAGAUGGGUGGAUGCUUUGCUCAACAUAGCUAGUGGAACAGAUGACAGAGGAGUGCCCUACUUCAGCAAUCUGAGGACACGCCUCCUUGCUCUCAUCCUUCUGGAGGCUGUGCUGCCAGCCACGGGUGGGGAGGACACCGAAUACAAGGACAAGGUUGUUGGGCAGUUGUUUGACAGUCUGUCCAAGAAUAUGUGGCAGAUUCCAGUAGCAGAAGCCAUGCAGAAAGCUGAAGAUAGGAAAAUGAACCUUUUGAGAAAAAUAGAAGCCUUAGAAAAUUCUGGUGAAGUGUCCGGUUCCACCAACAUUGUAGACUCCAUCAUGAUGCAGGGAGCUUGCUUUGACCCAGAGAAAUGUUUGAACAGCAGCGUGGAGGCAGGACAUACUCUGGUGCAUGGAACGGGAGGCAGGGGGUUCGGCAUUGGGAGCACCGCUGUCACAUCUGGCUGCUAUCAGUGGAAGUUUCUGAUUGUGAAAGAGAAUCGCUGUAAUGAAGGCACAUGUGUGGGCGUGUCUAAGUGGCCAGUGCGGGACCAUGGUCACCGUACAACAUCAGACAUGUGGCUGUACAGGGCGUACAGUGGCAACCUCUACCACAAUGGGGAACAGACACUAACACUACCAAACUUCAGCCAGGGAGACUACAUCACUGUCAUACUGGACAUGGAUGCAAGGACACUUGCAUUUGGCAAAAAUGGAGAUGACCCUAGGAUAGCCUUUGAAGACUUGGAUGCUACAGAGCUCUAUCCAUGUGUAACAUUUUACAGCAGCAACCCUGGUGAAAAGGUGAAGAUAACAGACAUGCAGCUACGGAGCACCCCGAGGGAUCUGCUCCCUGGGGACCCCCACUGUGCCCCCACUGUGGGUGUGAUGGUAGAGGCAGGUAUCACACUGAUUAGACACCUCCACACAGUCGACUCAUGGACCUCACAUGUCAACAACAAGAUAUACAGUGUGCUGGGUCGGAUACAUAACAAUGCUUCCACAGACAGACUGGAGGGGGAAAGACAACCAGAGGAGCAAGCAGGAGCUGAAUCCCUCGAGUUUCCAGAUUGUGUACAGGAGAAAGUCCACCCACAUCACAUGCUGGCAUCAGACCAGGUCUCGGAGUUCAUGCAUGAGGGAAACCUGGACUGGUUGUGUCAAGAGGUGUGGCCAUGCAUGGUUGUUAUUGGUGGGACAGAUCGAGGGCUGAGAGUGGGAGGCCGGUGCCUGCACAGGCUCACGGGGAAGAAGGGCACUGUGCUUGGUCUGGCUAGAGAAGGAGCUGUCACAGCUAAGGUGCAGUGGGAUGAAGGAGACACCACUGUUGGUGACACAUCUCUAAGCAACCUGGAAGCUGUAGAAAGCAUCCCAUUUGCUAUAACCAAAUUCAGUGGUAUUGGAGCCCACCACCUGGAAGCAAUAAUGGAGAUGACCUUCCUGCUGACCGAGAAAGCCCCAUCAGAGGUUGCUGUUACCCCAACCACACCGAACAUUGUGGACAAAGACAAAGACAAGCCAGCCCCUGACACCGAGGAGAAGGAACAUGAAGAUGCCCUCAUGAAGGAACUAGAUGCAGACAUAGCACGCAUCCUGGAUGAGGAAGAAGCCAAAACUGUGGGCUUUGAUCACAAUGCUGACAAGAAGGCCUCUACUGAAUCUGAUGAAGAGCCUGCACCUAGAGGGGACAAUGUUCAGAGUGUGGAGCCUCCACCGGGGGUUCGAGACUCCUCAGAAGACAUUGCUGAGGUUACAGAUAGUUCAGGAGAUCAGUGGUUUGAGGCUGAGAGUGAUACUGUUGCCAGACCGGAGGAGAACGCUACGGAUUCUGUCCCUCAAUCUGAUCCUGGAGGAACACAGAGGGAGGAGGAUGCAGAUGUAAUGAACAAUGCUGCAAGCCAGGCAGAUGAGGACACAGAACCACCUGAUGUUAUGACAACCACACAGUGUUCAAAUAUGACUGUCAGUGACUCGAGUACCCUCAAAUAUUCAACAGAUGAAAAGGAACUGAGAUCUGUGAAGUACGCUGCAAUACAGCUGUCAGCUCUGAAGGCUCUUUCUGUGAUUAUCUGCAACAAUAAGUUCACCGAGAUGUUACUGGUCCCGAAAGAGAAGGUCAGAUUAGAUGGCACUAAGGGAUUACUGGAGGGUAUCAUUCCACAGAGGGAUGAAAAACUGAAGAGUGUUCUUAGAAGUAUUUUGAAGCUGAUGGUGCAGAGAGCAACAAUGCCAUCUCCAUUCCGCAGGGUUGUGUCUCUCAGUGAGCUGGAGCGGACUCUGAGUGUGUUACAUAAAUCCAUGGUUACAGUUCAGGCAGAUGAGAAACUGGGCCUACAGGAAUAUGAAGACAAGCUGGAGGAGAGACUGGUGAGUGAAGGCGUGAAGCCAGAACACAGUACUCCAACCCAUACAGCUCAAUCUACAGACAGCACCAACUCUCCAGCAGUCGGGGAGGCCAACAAGCCUCAAACCUCUUCACAACAAACCUCCAUCCUCCAAUACAUGAGGACAAGUUCAAGUGCUGAGGACAUGGUUGGAUUCACGAGAAGGAUGUUCCAUGCACUGCGGCCACGCAUAUCACUAGGGGUGCCUCUACAGCCCCGCCGGAAUCCCCCUCCCCCUCCCAUACGAUCUCGCUCUCCGUCACCGCCCCCACCUGCCAUAGUGACACACCUCAUGGAGAUGGGCUUCACCCUGGCACAUAUCAAGCAGGCUCUCGCAGCAACUGGCAUCAGUGGUAGAGAAGUGACUGCAAGAUCCAUCAACAGUCUGGCUACAUGGAUGCUGGAAAACCCAUCCGAGCUGACCGCUAUCAGUAGUAGAGAUACACUAAGACCCUCCGCCACAUCUUUGUCAGAUGAUACAGACUUGGUGGCAGACUCAACAAGGGAUAUCAGUGCAGACACGUCAUCCUUCCAGGAUGGCUUCCUCAGUGAUGAAUCAUCAGAUGAGCAGUUUGAGUUGCCACAGCCAAGAAUCAGUCGGAGACCUCGGCGCCUCACUCGUAGUCGACACAUUGAUAUCAGGAGCUUCCUCACAGCUGGUCGUGAACGGCGUGAUGAGAGACCAGAAAGACGUCAUGAGGUUGGAGAAGCACGCCCCCUGUACGACCCUUUUGAUGACUUUGACUUGCAGGAUGAGAUGUACAAUGAAGAAGGGUUGGAGGAUGUGUUUACACUGGACCCCAGCAGAGAUGUGUCGGAGAGGCGCGACACUGAGCCGGGGAGAACGCUGACUUGUGAACUGUGUAAUCAAGAGACUGGUGUCAUGUCUCGUCACCUCAGACUCUGUCACCCUGGAUGUGGAAGAAUCAGCCGAGGCCAUGGCUACGAUGGUACCGGGCGGUAUGAGCAGGUUGGCUAUGGGGGUAUCUGUGGGUCGGGGCAUCCCCACUACCUGCUGUGCCGAGACUGUCGAGACCGCUACCUGCUGCAGAGGAAGCACAGCACCAGUGUAGUUCCCGAGUCAGUGACAGAGGGCACCACUGACAAGUCAGCACCGGAUCUACUGGGAGCCACAGAUGGAGGACUUGAUGAUGAACUUGCAUUUCUAUCUGAGGACAGUGGUAUCAACAUCAGUGCUGACAGCUAUCAGAAGCUGCUACCUCGUCUUGGCUUGAGUGAUCGCAAGUCUAUUCCGGAACCUGUCCGAUUCCUUGAUCCUGAUCCUCUUGGGGCAAAAUCUGUUACUAACAGUACUUCAGAAGUCACAACAGAGUCUCUCAGUAGCUUCUACAAAUCCAGUAAGCUUGAUCCCAAACAGAAAUCUCUCGGUGAGCAGGCCACAUGUCUUCAGAGCAGUGCCGAUCGUCUGUUGGCCCUGAGGAGAACCACUGCAGCCACACAGGUGUUGCUGGCUCGAACCAUGGUGAUGAAGGUCCUCACCCUGCUGGCACAGAGUGGCAGCUCAUGUUGCCUUUCAGCAGCACUGGAUCACAUUGGCCUGGCUGACAUCAUGCAGAUUGUGCGACUGAUGUCCCUGUGUGCUGCAGGGAAGAUAGAGAUGUCCCACACCCAGCAGCGGGACCAGUCCGAGUACCUGCGCUAUCUCACCACCGCCAUCGGGGCUCUCGUCCAGGAGAGUCCGGUCUCACUCCAGCAGCUCAUCUCUCUCUGUACACAGGAGUUGAUGCUGGCAGCCAUGGGUCUCAGUACAAGUAGCAUGGAGGAUACCACCAGCUCCAGACACUCGCCUCACAAACUGCCAGACUCGCCAACAUUUGCAGUUACCCAGGCUCUUGUGUCCCUGCUAGCUCAGAAGGGAUGGAGUCAGAAGCUUAUCCAAGCCCAACUCUCUCUUGACAAAGACACCCCCAGUGAGAGUGCAUCUUCAGAGGAGACUAAGUUCUCCCCACUCCAACUGAUCAAUGCACUCUCGGCAUGUGUAAUCUCUGCACGAAUGCCCUCCCACCAUCGUCAGUGGUCUGCCUACCAGCUUGUACAGGCCCUGUCUGCUCAGGGCCAGAGCAUCCCCUACAUGUCAGAGAACCAAGUGGAUCUGGUGGGAGACCUGCCAUCCUGCCCUGUGUCCAAACUUGAGGCACAUCAGAACAGACUGUCAGGAUGUUCCUGGAACUCCAAGAAAACACUGCUUGCUUCAGGUGCAUAUGAUGGCACGGUGCGGGUGUGGAGUCUGCCCAACAAGACCCAUCAGUUCCUGCAGCAAACCUGCAUCUUCAACCAAGGGGAGGAUGUGUCGGUAGUGGACCUGGACAACAGCCCCUUGUCUAAUGUGUGCUGGAGCAGCUCGGGGAAAAUGAUUGCAGCAUGUAUGGACAACAUGAUCAAUAUCUGGAUCAUUGGAGGUGGGAAAGGUUACCUGGACAUCCAGCCUCACUGGGUGACGGCCCUCACCUGGCCAUUGUCUAAAGGGAUGUUCGAUGGCCAGCUGGGGCUAUCCACUGAUGUUUUGUUGGUGGGACGACUAGAUGGGUCGCUGGCCAGCAUACAGACCCUGGACAGCUCAAGCUACCGUAGACAGGAGCUGGAACACUGCUAUAGGAGAAAUGUAUCCGUGACUCAAAUAGCAUGGUUCAAUGAAGAUCGGAGGUUUGCUGUGGGCUACAGUGAUGGAAUGGUGUCUUUAUGUAGUCAGGCCGAAUUUGAACAGCCACUCAAUACUGAAGCACAUCAGAAUUCUGUGCUUGUGAUGAAGUGGGACCCUACAGGUCAUGUGCUGGCAACAUGUGCUUUGAGUGAACGUAACUUGAAGGUGUGGAAGACAAGUGGUGAAGGGCUCACCUGUAUGUGGAGUCUGACCCACCCCUCCUCUCUGUGCUCCAUAGAGUGGUGCUCUACCCUGGGGAUCGGGGACAACAAGAGGCUGCUUAUAGCAGGUGGGUGUGAGGAUGGAGGUGUCUAUCUGUGGGAAAUCCCCCAGCCGUCCAACGUGGAGGUCCACAUCUCGCCCUUCGCUGUCAAACAUCACUCAACAGACAGACAUGAGUUUUCCUCCAGUUCAAGCGACAGCAGAGAGGAGAGCCAGGACACACAGCCUCAUGCCCCCUUGAAGCCCUGCCAGGUGCUGAUGGGGCACCUCACAGGGGUCACCGCCAUCACUUUCAGCUCCAAUGGUCUCAUGAUAGCCAGUGGUUGUGGCAAGGGAUGGGUGAACAUUUGGUCUCUUCAGGAUGGCUGCUUGCUGCAGACUCAGACAGGCAGUGGUAUGGUGAAGAGUAUCUCAUGGGUUGCUGAUCGCAGUCUUGCUGUGUGCUUCAGCAGGUCCAAGGAUAUAAGUAACAUCCACUAUACCCCAGAGUUGUUCACGAAGAAUCGUGUCGUCGGUGUGGCUCGUCGCGCUCUCAAACUGCGAGGCAUCACAGGGUUGCACCAGGCACCGUGUUUCCGUGGAAUGCUCCAAAGACUACCAAGCAUGCUUCAGGAACAGUACCUCCAUGAAAAGCCUGUGAUCCUGUCCGGCGACCAGCUCAUCCACAGCCUGUACCUCCAGUGUCUUGCCUCCCUCUCUGUCGGGCUGUCCCUCGACAAGGCUCUGUGCUUCUCCCCACAGCCACUACAUCACUACACACAGGAAACAGCCCACAACAACCUAGUGUCAGAAUGGCAAUGGCUUCUCACGUAUUCCACCACCCUCAAAACAUCAGCUGCCCUUGCUAGCAGGAAGCCAAUCCCGGAAACCUUCAAAAUACUUAAAAGAGACACUGAAGACUCAUAUUGUCUUGGUUAUGACAACACACAAUGGGACCUGAACAAGGACAGUCAAAUUAUGUCCUGGGUGACCCACCGUCCUGAAGACUGGCAAGUGGGUGGGCGGUGUGAGGUGUUCACCUGGGGAAGUGGGAGACAUGGACAGAUGUGUGAGGCAGGGAGGUCUUGCCUCUCCCCAGCAAAAGUGCCAUCAUUCUCAUGUGCUCAGCAAAUUGUUUGUGGUCAGAACUGCACCUUUGCCAUCCAGGCCAAUGGGACAGUGCUAGCAUGUGGGGAGGGGAGCUACGGCCGCCUGGGACAGGGCAACUCGGAUGACACCCACACACUCACCAUCAUCUCAGCAUUGCAAGGGUUUGUGACGAUGCUCCUGGCUUCAUCAGUUGGGUCUGAUGGUCACAGCCUGGCUCUGACAGAGAGUGGGGAGGUGUUCAGUUGGGGUGAUGGUGACUACGGUAAACUGGGCCAUGGUAACAGUGAUCGACAGAAGAGGCCGCGACAGAUAGAGGCUCUUCAGGCUGAGGAGGUGGUGCAGAUAGCCUGUGGGUUUAAGCACAGUGCAGUAGUAACUGCUGAUGGCAAGCUGUUCACAUUUGGUAAUGGUGAUUACGGGAGACUCGGACAUGGAUCUACGUCAAACAAGAAACUCCCAGAGAGGGUCAUAGCUUUAGAGGGACACCACAUUGGCUUCGUUGCUUGUGGGCUGAAUCACACUCUGUGUGUGUCUGUGGAUGGCAUGUCAGUGUGGUCAUUCGGUGAUGGAGAUUAUGGUAAACUGGGUCUGGGCAACACACUGUCCAAGUCUCUCCCCACCAAGAUAGAAGCACUGGACAGUGUCAACGUGAAGAAGGUGGCUUGUGGAGCACAGUUCUCCAUGGCUCUCACCAAGAAUGGAUCAGUCUUCACCUGGGGCCAAGAUCGAUUGAUAGGACAGAGUGAUGCAAGGUGUAGAAACCACACAAUACCUAUGUGUGUGAGCGCCUUGUGUGGUCACUUUGUCACGGAUAUUCAGACUGGCUCUGACCACACCAUUGCCCUGACCUCUAAAGGUGAAGUGUGGGUAUGGGGGAAUAACUCCGAUGGACAGCUUGGUCUCGGACACACCAACUCUAUCAGAGAACCGCAGCAGAUAUCGGGACUAGCAACCAAGAACAUCAGACAGAUUUCAGCAGGUCGGACUCACAGUGCAGCAUGGACUGCACCACCCCCUCCCAAGCGUAUCCCUGGUGCCCCCGCCCCCCUCCAGCUCGGCACACCAGAGUCUGUCCCCCCUCAGUAUGGAUCCCUGAGAGAGAUGUCUAUCGAAGCCAUCAAGUCUCGUCUUCUGGUGCUACACAGAUUCUCAGAUCUUGUCUACUCUUCCUGGAAACUCCAUAAUCUCUGCCCCAGACAGGAAUUAAACAGUUUUGAUGCUGGUAUUUCUGGCAUCAUGGAUGGCCGACUUCGUCCAAUCCUGUCGCCUCGUGUGUACACCCUGCCAAUGGUGAGAUCUAUUGGCAAGACGAUGUCCCUUGGCAACACAUGCAGGCCUCAGAUAACAGUGAAGAGACUCUCAACAAGGGGGAAGAAGUGCCGUCCAGUGUAUGUGCAGAUUGCGCAGCAGGUGGUGAAGCUGCGCCCCGAGGAGCUGCGACUGCCAGCUCAUGCCUGGAAGGUGAAGCUGAUAGGAGAAGGUGCAGAUGAUGCUGGCGGCGUCUUCGAUGAUACAAUCACAGAAAUGUGCAUGGAGUUGGAGUCUGGAGUUGUUCCACUACUGAUCCCAACACCAAAUGCCAGGAAUGAGUCUGGAAACAACAGAGACAGGUUCCUGCUGAACCCUUCCUUGGCAUCGGAGGAGAACAUGGUCCUGUUCCGGUUCCUGGGCAUCCUGUUCGGGGUGGCGGUGAGGACCAAGAAGCCCCUGGACCUCCACCUGGCCCCGUGUAUGUGGAAGCUACUUACUGGCAUGCCACUCAAGGUGGAGGACAUGGAGGAGGUGGAUCACUUGUAUAUCCAGAGCCUGCGAGGCAUCCAGGAUAUCCAUGAGAAUGGUGUCAAUGAAACCAACUUCCAUGAGUUCAUCCCUAUUGACUGCUUUGAGGGUCAGAGUUGUGAUCAAAGAAUGGUUGCCGUGGUGACUGGAGGCUUCAACAUCCCCCUCCACUUCCACAACCGCAAGGAGUAUGUGGAGCGUGUUAUGCAGCACAGACUCCACGAGAUGGACAAACAGGCUGCAGCAAUAAGAGAAGGCAUGUCAUGGAUCAUCCCAGUCCCACUGAUAUCUCUACUGACAGCUCAGACACUGGAGCAGUUUGUGUGUGGGACAGCAGAAGUGUCUAUUGAUGUGCUGCGCAAAGUUGUCAGGUAUAGAGGAAUAGAUGAGUGUCACAUUAUCAUUCGAUGGUUCUGGGAAGUUCUUGAGGCCUUCACCAAUGAAGAGAGGAUCCAGUUUCUCCGCUUUAUAUCUGGACGCAGUCGUCUUCCAACAAACCCUGCUGAUAUAACACAGCGCUUCCAGAUCAUGACCUCGGAUAGGGGAGUAGACAGCCUGCCCACCUCUCAGACGUGUUUCUUCCAGUUGCGUCUGCCUGUCUACAGUAGCCAGGAGAUGCUGGCGGAGAAACUCCGGUAUGCCAUCAACAACUGCCGCUCCAUUGAUAUGGACAACUACAUGUUGGCUCGUAACAUUGACACUGGACCUGGAUCUGAUGAAGAUGUGGCUUGAUGCUAUUGUCCACAUCCAGUUUAGUUUCAUGAUACAUUGGGGCAGUAGGGCAGCCUACUGGUUAAAGUGUUGGCUCGUCAGGCCUAAGGCCCGAGUUCGAUUCCCCACAUGGUACAAUGUGUGAAGCCCAUUUCUGGUGUCCCCUACCGUGAUAGUGCUUGAAUAUUGCUAAAAGUGGUGUAAACCCAUUCUCAUUCAUACAGAUUGUGGUCCUCUAAUAUCAAGACUAGAGUAUCUUGCUCCGCCAUUUUGCAAGUUAAUCCCUCUAGAUCAAACUUGGAAUAUUAUAUUAUGAAUACUGUUAUUUAGAUCUGAUCAGAGUACAUCAUGAAACCCAGCUAUAGUCAAAGAUUCAGUUAUAGUGAUGUCUUGUUGAUGCCAUCACUAAAAUGAUAUACACUUUUAUUGGAAACUUCAGAAUGAACCUGAAGCAAUAAAUGUUCUAAUGAAAUAAUAACAAACAUUUUCUUUUAGGUUGCAGCACAAUUAUAGAUCUAAAUAUAUCUAAGGAGUCAAGUCUGUGGUGUAUAUUCUAAUCGAAGACCUCAAGUGCUCAUUGCAAUUCUUCUAUACAAGAGAUUGUAUGAAGAUGUUUACCAGUAUUACUUAUGUGUUUUCGUCGAGACUGACAAUUAUGUGCAAUAUUCAUUUCAUCUGGCUGUUACUUGGCAGUCAGUUUGAAAUCACUGCCAGAUUAUAUGUUCAGUCUGAUGUUGACUCCAUUUAGAAGACUUUUAAGAAUAAAUGAUUGUAAUCUCAUGCAGCAACAAGAUAUUUUGUGAUUGAAUUUAAAAUGUGUGUGUGUGGAAAUCCAAAAAAUCAGCCAGACUUUUCUCAUUAUUAAAAAAGUUAUAUUUGAAUGUUUUUAAAGAGUAUAAUUUCCUUUUGGAACGUGGAAACCUUUCCAAGUCCAAUUUUGGAAAGUAAAGUGAGGAUGAUAACUUUGACAAAUAUCCAAGCAACAUACAACUACCACCAGAGGAACAGGAAAUAUUUGUUUCAGUAUUUACUAUUAUAAAACUAAUAUGCUGUGGAAUUGUAGAUGGUUGAAUGAACUCAUAAAAAUGAAAUUCAGUCACCUAUGAAUAUAGUUUAAACAAAAUGUCACUCACAGUUAUGCCAUGGACAUAAAUAUGUCUUAAUCAACCUAAAGAAAGGCAAGAUCUGUGCAUCUUGCUGAUGAAGCUUGUACAGGAUGGAGCGUCAGAUGUAUGUUAAAUGCCAACAAACCAUUUUGAUCUGUUAAGCUAUCAUACCAGGUAAUUCAGUAUUUUUUUAUCAAAAUCAUUCUAGCUUGGGUGAUUUUUCUAUAAACGUACAUAAAUGUAUUGAAAUUGUUUCAUGUUGUUGUUACUGUCAACUAAAUCUGUAUGUGUGUGUGUGUCUUCAUGAAUACUCUAAAUGGUAUGAAAUAGUCAUAUUUGCAUGUGCAUUUUGCGAUAAUGCUCCUUCGUUCCUAGAAACAGAUCCUGCUCUUGUGUUAUAAAAUUCCUGAAAACAUCACUGGAUUUAGGGCAUUGAAAUACUUUUGACAAGAGUUAUGGUCCUUCUUGUACAUGCUCAUUCAAUGUUAGGAGUACUGACAAGCUGCUACCAUCACACUUGUAGGAUGAGUAGAUGUCAUUAUCAUACCUCCAUGUCAGAAUGAUGAGAUCUGAUUGGUUCAUGUGAUCUUGAUAAAAUACUCUGUAUACCGCCUUGCAGGGAAAUAACUUUCUCAGUGGGAGAAUAAGUCCCUUAUACCCCGCCACGAGCAAAUCAGGCUGCACAUGAAUUUCUGAGAGGCAGAAUAAAUCCCUUAUACUCCACUUCAAAGCAAAACGUCGCACACUUUUCCCCUGAGUCAAUGAAAGUCAUGUGACAUAGCACAAGUUAACCUCAGCACAGUCAAACAGUUGUUUUCUAUCAGUUCAAAUUUGUGUUCAUUCUUUUAUAAUGUCAUAUUAAAACAUGUUGGUAAGAUAAAUUUGUGUAGUCGGAUCACUAAGGGUAAACGGGGUUUCAUGCGUCCCUCGUUAGGUUUAAUACCACUUGCCUCCAUCCCAGUAUAAAACCUAACGAGGAACACAUAAAACUACAUGUACCCCAAGUGAUCCUACUACAACUUAUAUUAUGUAGUAUUUUUAUCAGUAUAGGAUUUGAAAUAUCUGUAUGUUUGUUUUAAGUUAAAGCUUGUCUAAAGAACAGAAACCUGCAUCCUUGUUCAAUAAUAUGAUCAGUCACUGGUUUUAAUGGUCCAUACUUAAUAACUGAUUGAACACAUAACAGGACAUAACAUUCACUCCUCCAUUUCCUGUUUUAGUUUGUCUUAUUCCCAGAAAGUGACCAUAUAGAGAGUGACCCAAUUUCACGUGUCACUUCCCAAUCUAGACAAGGGCAGGGCUACAGUUACCGGAGACAAUAUUUCCUUUAACCAUCCAUGGACCCGGUAGUAGACCUUAUAAAAGUAUUAAUAGCUGAUUGAGUGUCAGUAGUAUAUCAGUCAAAACUAUUGUCUGAAAACUGUUUUGUUUUAUUUCCUUGGUUAUCUUUCCCUAUGUCCCUUGAACAUCUGCUUUGGAAGGUUAUUUUUAUUAUAGAAUUUGUUUUUGUCAUGAGUCAGUAGGAUAAAAAGGAACUAUCUCUUCUUUUUUUUUCACAUUUGUGAAAUUUCUUGCUGACAGUUCCAUGAAUAAAAUAAUAAUAACAAAACAGCAUGCAGACACUCUUUAUUCAGGGCACUAGAAUGAUGAAUUGAAAUUGGAAAAAAGCUAUUGAGAUAUAAAUCAUUUUUGUGUCUAAUAGGGAUAAGGUUCCUUUCCAAACCCUUUGGUGCAGUGUAGGCUUCACAAUUUAUGUGCUUUCAGAAUAGCUUUUCUUAUUUUUGAUAAAAAUAUUUUGUAUUUAACACAACAAAAAUUAUACAUCAAAUGUAUAACACAGUCACAAAAGAAAACCCAAUGUAAUGGUAGUCACAGAUGAACAGAUAAUAUAUUUGUAUCUCACCUCCACAAAUAAAUACACAAAUUGAGCUAUUGAGGAAUUAUGAGAGACUAUUUGUCAGUAAAAACAUAUGCGUAGGAUGCAUAUACAUACGCAAAACAUUAACUGCAUCACUGAAGAGUGUGUACUUUAUCCCUAUCGGUACCAUUACUAAAGUUGACAAAGUAGACAAUUUAUGGAUAAGAACAACUUCUUUAAUUACUGUAAAGGCGAUGCUUCGGUAUAGAUCCUUAUACCGUUGUCAAGCAAGACUGAAUGAGGAACAUGGUACAGAAUACAUUAGUAGGUGGAGGAUUAACAGUGACAACAUUUGCAUACAGGCGGAUUACAUAGUAGGUAAAGUACGGUAAUGACAACAGAAGGAUAAUACUGUAAUCGCAUGAUGGACAGAGAACACAUGGUGUGGAAGCCAAUGAGACAUGAAGCCAGUCAUACAGGAUAAGUUUGCAUAGGUGUGGUGAUUAUUGCUUGAUGAGUUCAUAGUAGGCGGAUGGGAUGAAAUAACAUUGAUCUCUGUUGAUUGAUGGCUUGUGGCGGCGAAUGUAGACUGCUUCUGUUAGUUUUCUUUUUGUGAAGUCAUAGAGGUUAUUGGAGAGGAUUUGGACGUUUUCCCAGUUGAUGUUGUGAUUGGGACAGUUGCUGUUAUGGUCCGAGAUGGCUGAUUUACUAUCUGGUUUGAUGGUUGAAGUUUUGUGCUCUUUGAUUCUUGUCGAUGAACUUGUUGAUGUGGUUGGCCUUGGUCUUCGUGUGCAGUUUGUUGUUGACCUUGGGUCUUGGCGGUGUGAAGUGAGGAGAAGGUGUCAGGUUGGAGUGUGGUGUUGAGCUGGUUGAUAUGGUCAGAGAUGUCUUUGAGGGAGAUGGCCUUCAUUUUGCGAUGAUGGCGGAUUUGUUCAGUGAUGAGGUGUUGGGAGGAGGUGUGAAGGAUGGUUCUGGCAUUCAUGUAUGCAAAUGUUGUUACUGUUAACCUCCACCUACUACAUAUAUUCAGUACCAUGCUCCUCAUUCAGUCUUGCUUUACAACGGUAUAAGGAUCUAUACCGAAACAUUGCCUUUACAGUAAUUAAAGACGUUGUUAUCCAUAAAUUGUCUACUUUGUCAUCCAUCUACUUCUAAGUAGUGCCUAUCAAACAAUUCAUUACCAAUGUUAUCUAAAAGUUCAUUACAUUUGUUAAAUUGACAAGUUCUUUCAUCUUUAUAUAAAGAGUAGUUAAAUAAAACAUGGCACUCAGUAAAAUUGUUACAAUAGAAACACAUUCUAUCCCAAAGAGGGCUACCAUGUAGUGUCUGCUCAGAAUCAAAUAUCACCAUGCAAAUAAUUAGCUCUGAGUGGCUAUCUACAAUGUGGAAGAGUGUUGUAGAGAGAACAAUGAGAAGCUUUAGUGUCUGCAGUCCAGAGCUUCAUCAAAAUCAAUAUUUGUCUCAAUGCUACCAAAAAUCAGUUGGUCUUCUUCCCUGUCUAACUCCCAUGCAUACUUCAAGUGAUACACAGCAUUUGAAUAUCCUAUUUGUACAUUAGCUCUACAAUAAUUUAUGGUGCCCAGUUUUUGGAGUGAGUGAGUGUACCAUUGUUGUGACUCGUGAUACUUGUUUUCCUUGCAUUGUGCCAAGCAUUUGGCUGUGAUGAUCCACCAACUGAGACCUGUACUACUAGCUAGUGUUACUGGUAGACCCAUUUCUCCAUGAAAGGGUAUUCUGUUCAGUGAAUUUUGUAUUGUGUAAUUCUCCAUCUAUUAGAAAUAGUUAGUCAAACAUUGACCAUGUCUAUUGGAAACACUGGGUCAGGUCAAAUAAAAAACAAUGAGAAUAUUUGUCAUGAUGUUUCAACGAUAACAUAUGAUAUGGAAGUGUCUUGUCAUUCAAAAAUAAAUACACAUUUUUUGUUUGGGAUUUUAUAUUCCUUGUCAUGGAUAUUCAGUGUGAUGUAUAUUUUAUGUGUAAUCAACUCUUUUAUUUAUUAUCUAAUUUAUUAUUGAUGUUUUGGAAUAGGUUCUAGUGUCAAUUGACCUAUCAUGAUUAUUAGGUACAUAACACAGCUCUUAUUGUGCAUGGGUGAUAUUUAAACAAAUGAAAGCUUAGUUUUAUUGUCUAUCAAAGUUAAUCAAAGUUUGUAUCAUAAUAAGUGUUCAGCUUUGAUAUUGUAAAUAUCUGGUUUCAUACAUGAUAGAUGUUGAGUAAUGAAAGUUGUCUAGAUAUCUUUGUUUUAUUAGCUGCAUAUACAUUGUCUAUAUUACUCCUGGACUACAUACAUCUUUCAGGGAAAAGGAAAUUUGGAAUCUUGAAUCUACAAGUCAAAUAAAUGUGUCUCUCUAUUAGACGCAUUCAACCCAUCAGGAUUAAAGUGUGAAACAGAAUGUGCACUUAGACCUGGUAUAAUUGUCACUUUGACCUGGUAUAAAUAUCACUUUGACCUGGUAUAAAUAUCACUUUGACCAUGUUGACCUGGUAUAAAUAUCAAUUUGAUUCGGUACCUGAAGAUGAAUUCCAUUGUAUGUAUUUGUAAUGCCUUUUUACUACAAGUUCACAUUGGUAAUAUGGUAAGUUUACUUCAGACCAUCUUUACUGAAUAUGUAGGUGAAUGAGGCUGAAACUUUUCAUGAUUUAUCCCACCAGUACUUUUACAGGUGUGUUCAAUGUGUGAGCUGGCUGAUUGUGUGUUAUUGUACCCAUGUUUGUGGAUUGUUGCUAUUUACCACUUACUUGCCUGGCCAUUGCCUAAUUAUUUAGACCCGUGAAGAUCCGGGGUAGAAUAGGUCUUCAGCAACCCAUGUUUGCCAUAAAAGGCGACUAUGUUUGUCGUAAGAGGCGACUAACAGGAUUGGGUGUUCAGGCUCGCUGACUUGUUUGAU